AUGAGGGCAGCUCUGAUUAGUAUAGGUGGGGCAGCAAGUGCUGUUUUGUGCGGUUCUGUGCGGUUUUGUGCGGUUCUGCACGGUGGAGAGUACAGGUUUCUUGCCGUGGUAGGCAGCAGGUUUGGCUGGCGCAGGCACGGCCACCCCCCCACAGCUGUAGCCACGGGAGGGGAGACGACGGGGGAGGGGAUAGAGAGGCGGGCGGCAGAGCGUGCGGCUGGCGCUGGCGGUUGUGCUCUGGCGGUGGUGCUGCUAGCGGUGGCGCUGCUGGCGGUGGCGUUGCUGGCGGUGGCGCUCCUGGCGGGAUCGCUGGCGGUGUCGCUGUUGGCGGGGUCUCUGCUGGCGGUGUAG
This is a messenger RNA of Closterium sp. Naga37s-1, 351 nucleotides long. Lineage: Eukaryota; Viridiplantae; Streptophyta; Zygnematophyceae; Desmidiales; Closteriaceae. The record is from the annotation of a GenBank genome assembly.